Molecule: messenger RNA, 5189 nt
Organism: Dreissena polymorpha
Lineage: Eukaryota; Metazoa; Mollusca; Bivalvia; Myida; Dreissenidae
Product: fibroblast growth factor receptor-like 1
Exons: 8
Coding region: 1013-2593 (526 amino acids)
Source: RefSeq, a predicted model, not a curated record
ACGCUGGUAGCGUACGGUUCGCCGAUCGUUUGACACUACUCAAUGAAAGGCAAGUGUAGCGAAGAAGCUCCUGGCUUGUUUAACUGCUGUUUAAGAGACUAGCGCACAGUCGGUCGAGAUAUCAGUAGAAAUACUGUAGGGACGCAGGCGAGGAAAUUAGUUUUAGUUGUGACAGCAACGAUAGCGGACUGAACAUAUUCGUGUGCAUAUCAAAGCGUGGCUGAUUUAUCGGUCGUAAAUUUGACUAUAACAUGGUCUAUUAUUGUUAAUAGUGUCAAUACGCCGUGAACUGGUGCGCGUGAUUGUUAGUGGAAUUAAAUAAAUAGUUAUUACCGUAAAAUAAGGUGUAUAAAAAAGAUAUUGUUGGCGGUUGAAAGCGCAUUGAGGAGAAUAAAACACAUUGAAAGUUUAACGAAGAUUUAUGACAAUAAGGUUUAGUUAAAUUUAAUUACACCAUUAUCAGGACUCCUUGAGUGACAAUUUAGCAAUUCUUCUGAAUGUGGAGUGUUCGAUUUUUCUCCUAAUUCUCACCAGUUAGUGUGUAAACAUUUGAUCGCAAAUCAGGCUAAAUGUACAAGUUUGAAAUUGCGAGAUAAAGCCGAGGAUUUUUUCAUGCUGGUACAAUGAACGCCAAUGUCCUCUCCACCUAGUCGAUAAAUUAUCAGGGUAGAUGAGUCGCGUCAUUUUUGUGUUACCACAAAAAUAAAGAGGGACGGGAUAACGUUUGAACCCUGUGUUAUACCUAUCACAACUCGGCUGCUGGCGGCAUAGCGCACACGUUGGUGAUAGCAAUAUUUGUAUACUUGGAAGCUAAAACAGGGAUUUUAUACACUUGAGGACAAUUUUAGAUAAUUUCAAAGCUUAAGGUGUUUGUGUUUCAGUGAAAAAUACGAUCAAACGCGUUUUGGAUGUUUAUUUAUAAAAAUAAUAUGCAGUGAAAUUAAAUUGCUCUGGUUUUGGAUUGCAGAAGUGAAAUAGUGACUGCUGGAGUGCACUCGGAUAGAAAAGAUUAAUGAUGGCUGCAUUGAAAAUUCUUGUCAAUGUGUUCUUCCUGUCCUGUUCAAUAGCAACGGACCUUCGUGAUGUCCGAGGCCCACCCCGUCGCUCUGGCGAAUAUGAACCCCGCCAAGUGGCGCAGGUCGGCCAGGAUAAGAAACGGUUCCAGUGUCCAGUGGAACCCGACAGCACGACCAUCGUCCAAUGGUACAAGGGCGAGGACUUGAUUGACAACUUCUGGACCAGAUACAAGGUCACAAAAGAAUCGUCGCUUAUGUUGCGCAUUAAAGACGUAGAGUUGGAGGAUGGGGGAGUGUACAUCUGCAAGGUGUCCAACGGGUUCGGACAGAUUCAGUUCAACUUUACUCUGGUUGUUAUAGACAAAGACAGGGGUCUUGUAAAUGAAGGGAACACCAUCUACCCUCAGGGAGGAGCCUCCAGCGAGGAGGUCGUUGCAGACGGUGCCAAACCUUUCUUCACGGAGGUCGAUCGUAUGAUGAACAAGCGCGAUCAUCAUCGACCUCUUGGGAGCACCUUACGACUUCGGUGCAAUGCAGGCGGUGACCCACCCCCUGAUGUUCAAUGGAUCAAGGAUAGCACGCAGGUUUUGAGUUUCAGCGAGGAAGAAAGCGCGUCUAAAAAACACUGGACGCUGAAGUUACGGAACCUCAAAGAAAGCGACAGCGGGAGCUACCAGUGUGUUGUGUCCAACAAGCAUGGCUUUAUUAAUUUUACAUAUUCUGUAGAAGUUAUAGGGAAGAUUGAUACCCAGGCCACGCUGAUAGGACCCGACCCGCUGAAUGAGACAGUCCCUAUUGGUGGUUUAGCAACCUUCCAGUGCAAGGUGAAGAGCAAAGUAAAGCCCCAUAUUAGGUGGUUAAAGCGCCUGGACCGGGACACGAUCUUCAACACCAACGACUCCAUCUUCGAGGUCAAGGAUGAGAAGUUCCUUGUUCUUAAGACGGAUGAUGUUCACCCGCGGGACGGGUACUAUGUCAACAAGCUCAUCAUCAAGAACGUUAAACAGUCGGAUGUCGGCAUGUAUAUAUGUCUGGGGACAAACACUCUGGGAUACAGUUUUAGAAGUGCCUUCUUGACUAUUAAGACAGGGGAUGCUAUUGAGGGUUGGGACGACAGACCUCGCACCAUAAACACUGGAUACUCGGACAAUCACAAGCUGUCAGGCAGUACUGGUAACCCUGGUAACGGCAGCUUGCCACUCAUCAUUGCCAUACCUGCCUGUGUGGCGGUGGUGAUAGUAGCGGUCGCAAUAUUCGUUCUGAAGCGGCGGAGGAAGUGCAACACGCAGGCCAAUGCUCGGGCCGCGAGUAGAAACACUAGGUUUAAUGCUGUGCCUACUCAGGAGAGAGACAAUUUUACACCGCAGCAGCCUUUUCAUCAAACCGUGCCAUUGGCCCCUGUAGUCACGCAGAAAGGGCCUCCAAGUGGCGUGAGAUCUGUAUAUGUUGACAAGAUGUCGUCCCAAAAUCAUAGUCUUGAUUUCUACUCAGACAUUUCAUCCGUGUCCCGCUGCCAACAUCAUCCUCAACAGCCGGGUCACCACCCACAUCCAUACAACUAUGGUCAGUCACAAUAGCAGCCUUGUCUUGACCUCGGCUGUAUUGACCUUGAAUAUGUUGACUGCAUAUCGUUCCUAUGGUAACAUUGUACUCAUACUCAAUCACAUUGACAAACUGUGUUAUUAUGUAGGUGUAACUGAUCAAUGUGCUAUUGAAUCGAAGGGUGAACCUCUUGGUUCACCGCCAUUUGUCAUAUUACUGUGAUAAUUUUAAAUCAAGUCAGUGUAGUGAUACGUAGGGUUGUGUGAGAAGAGAAAAAGUAGUUCAUUGAGACGUUCUUUCAGAAUGAUAUUUGUCUAGUAGGUUUAAGAUUUUGUACAGGCAUAUCUGGUAUAUACGUUUACUUGUUAUUUAUUAUUAUGUAUGUGAGUAUUAUAAUUAUUAUAAAGUAUUAUAGAUUUAAAGUCUAUUGAAAUGCACAUGUAUAAAAGUCCAUUCUUGCAUUUUGUAGAGUAUUAUUAUAUUUUCAAUUCCUAUAGUAUUGAAAAAAAAGAUAUAAUUUGAAAUAAUGGACAUGCAAAUCUAACAAAUCUUAAUAUAUAAUUUAAUUUCAUAGCACAAAUAUUUUUAUUUUUUUAAGCAUAAAUAUUUGGAAGCUAAUGAUGGCUAGUAAAUUUACAUUCAUGCGAAAGUGGAAGGAAGUUUUAAUGAUAAAAAUAUCACAUAUCAAUGUUAGGCAUGAGCCAUAGAAAGUCAUAUGUUGCUUUUGUAUUUGCAAAAGAGAGAACACUGUUCUUCCAUGUUUGGAAUUUGCCAAGUGUUUUAAGACUUGUAACUUUUUAGACUUUGAUUUGUGAUGUCUUAGAAUGAUUUUGGAAGAACAAAAUAUUUUCAAUACUGUACUGUACCUUGCAAAAAUGAAUAUGAAUAUUACAGAUUAUAUCUCUUAAAUUGAAAUAAUAUGGAGUCAUAUUAUAUAUACUUAACAACUUAACAUAUUUGUGAAAAGAUGAAGUUUAAUUUUACAUAAUGUAUUAUUUGUUCUCUUAAUUUUUCUGUAUGAUAACCUUGAGAAUAAAGUUCAUUUUGUAAAGCGUUGUUAAACAUUUAUUUUACAUGUGCUUUUUUUGAUGUCAAUGGUGCAUGCAACAAAAGCAAGCAAUCAUGGUGCUAAUAAUUCUGGGCAUUUGGUGUUGUGGUUAUAGCCCUCUGGUGUUUUUUUAUUCUUUGUAAUUGGAAGAAAAAAGACAAUAUCCAUAAAACGAGUUUUAUUUUGAAAUACAGUGAAAUGUGUCUGAAAUAUGUAUUUUAAAGCCAUCUGUUUGAGAUACUCAUAUGUUUUCAUAUUUGUUUAUUGCUAUUUUAUAUUUUUGAAGUAUGUAUUUUGAACGCAAUUUUGUAGAAAAAGCUGUUUAUUUUUGGGGUAAUUUUCUUGUUGCUGAAAAUUUGAUUUUGUGUACGAGUGCUCUUUGAAUCUGUUUGGUUUGCAUGAAAAAAUACAUUUUUGGAAAUGUUGAUAAUUGAGUUUAAGUUGGAAGGUUUCCUGAAUGAAAAGGUGCUUUCUUGAUAGAUGUUGAAAGUUGAAGGUAAAUCUUUGGAAUACAAGGGCCCAUGUUUAUGAAGGUUCUUAAAGAAUUGGUAAUUUAAAUAAAAAAUAAUUUCUUUUCUUUUUUAGCUCAUCUAUUUUUUGAAAAAAAAAAAAGAGCUAUUGUCAUCACCUUGACGUCGGCGUCCGGUUAAGUUUUGCAUUUAGGUCCACUUUUCUCAGAAAGUAUCAAUGCUAUUGCAUUCAAACUUGGUACACUUACUUACUAUCAUGAGAGGACUGGGCAGGCAAAGUUAGAUAACUCUGGCGUGCGUUUUGACAGAAUUAUGUGCCCUUUUUAUACUUAGAAAAUUGAAAAUUUUGGUUAAGUUUUGCGUUUAGGUCCACUUUUCUCAGAAAGUAUCAAUGCUAUUGCAUUCAAACUUGGUACACUUACUAACUAUCAUAAGGGGACUGUGCAGGCAAAGUAAUGUAACUCUGACUGGCAUUUGGACAGAAUUAUGUGCCCUUUUUAUACUUAGAAAAUUGAAAAUUUGGUUAAGUUUUGUGUUUAGGUCCACUUUAUUCCUACAGUAUCAAAGCUAUUGCUUUCAUACUUGCAACACUUAUUAACUAUCAUAAGGGGACUGUGCAGGCAAAGUUAUGUAAAUAUGACUGGCAUUUGGACGAAAUUAUGGGCCCUUUAUACUUAGAAAUUUAAAAUUUGGUUAAGUUUUGUGUUUUGGUCCACUUUACCCCUAAAGUAUCAUAGAUAUUGCUUUCAUACUUGGAACACUCGCAAACUAUCAUAAGGGUACAGUAAAAGGACAAGUUGCAUAACUCUGGUUGUCAUUUUUACGGAAUUAUGGCCCUUUUUUGACUGAGUAACUUUGAAUAUAUGGUUAAAUUUUGUGUUUCGAUCCACUUGACUUCUUAAGUAUCAAGGCUAUUGCUUUCAAACUUCAAAUACUUUCAUGCUAUCAUGAGGUAACUGUACCUGGCAAGUAGAAUUUUACGUUGACCUUUGAAUGACCUGACAUACCACAAUAGACUCCACCCAAACCAUCCCCUGUGCCCUCCCCCCCCCCCCUAAAUUUUUUUUUUAAAGAUCAUCUCACAAAUGACCACCACACCCUCACACUAUACCC